AUGGUCAAUAACGAGCUAGUAAAAAAGCGCACAAUCAUCGCAGGUGCCACAUUCAUAAUUUUGAAUUCACUUAUCAAAAAAAAACAAAAAAUUAAACAAAAAAGACGUUGGUGGAUCACUCAGAUGUUUAAGAACAGGGAUGAACAUGGUGGACUAAGUUUGAUUAAUGAUUUACUGUUUCAAGAGAGUGGACAGUUUGAAAAUUUCGUUCGCAUGGCUUAUUCUGACUUCAAGUAUUUAGUAACACUGAUUCGUCCACAAGUCGAAAAACAAACUACGCAUUGGAGAAAACCCAUAAGUGUAGAAGAAAGAUUAGCCGUGACUUUACGUUUUCUGGCCACCGGGGACUCGUAUACUAGUCUACAAUACACAUUCAAAAUAUCAAAGUCUACAAUAUCUAGUAUCAUACCAGAAGUAUGCAUUGCAUUAACAAAAGUACUGUCAGACACGAUUAAGGUAAGAAUAAAAUAUAGGUAUAAUUAUACUUAG
This is a messenger RNA of Macrosiphum euphorbiae (potato aphid), 489 nucleotides long. The record is from the annotation of a GenBank genome assembly. NCBI's taxonomy places the organism in Eukaryota, Metazoa, Arthropoda, Insecta, Hemiptera, Aphididae.